Molecule: messenger RNA, 1483 nt
Organism: Amphibalanus amphitrite
Lineage: Eukaryota; Metazoa; Arthropoda; Thecostraca; Balanomorpha; Balanidae
Exons: 2
Coding region: 93-1397 (434 amino acids)
Source: RefSeq, a predicted model, not a curated record
UCUUUGCAGGACGAAGUGCACCAUACCGACUACCGAGGAACGAAGUGAUUCAAUGGGGACAUACAGGGACGGAGUGGCGUGACGUCCAAUGCAUGUUCGGCGGCCAGGCGGCCAGUGUCAGAAGUCGUAGUUCAGGUCGGCGCAACGGUCGCGGGACGUUCUCGGUGACAUCGCAUGGGAGCCACAGCCAGCGAGGAGCUCCCGCACACCGCACGGCCGGGUCAAUAAUGACAAAACGGGCCGUCACACAGGGUGUUGCGAUGACAGCCCUGAUUGUGCCAGUCAGGUACCGACGGCUGGCCGCGCUGUGCUGUUGGGUGACGGUGAUGCUGCUGCUGCUGGCCGGUCGAACUCGUCACCCGGCGCCGGCACCACCCGGGCCGACGGCUGCUGCGCCGGGACGCUGCGCUCGCCUGCUGCGCCUCUCCACGUGUCGCCACCGCUGGGAGUCAGGGCCGCCGCCGGCGGAGGCUUGUCAGGCUCAGCCGCUCAGCGCCCAACAGGUGCGCGGCUGCGUCCAGCCGCCGCCCGGCCAGCCCGCGCCGCGCAUAGUCUUUGUCGGCGACUCGCGGAUCCGGAAAAUCUUCCACGGUGUGCUCGAUCAACUGGGCCUGCCCCUGAGCAAUCGGACCGAGCCGAUUGCGGUCGGACAUGACCCGCACUUUAUCAGCCUGAACAUGACGACGGCGCCGCCCUACUGUCAGGAGGUGUUCAAAAUUACCAUCCGGCCGCAGACCGAGCACACAGACCGCAAAAUGUUCUUCUGCAGCCAGAGCGGCGGCGGCGACUGGCUGCGGCUCGAGUACUUUUGGCGGCCGUACCUGUCGCGCUCGUACCUGGCCACCGUGUCGGAGCUGGCCGACCGGUGCGACCGGCGGCCGGAGCGCUGUCCGCGCCUGGUGGUGCUCGACAGCGGCCUCUGGUACGCGCUGCGCUUCUCGCUGACCGAGUGGGCGCCGGCGGCCGACUGGGUGGCCCGCUACCGGCAGCAGCUGGCCGCGCUGCUGCCGCACCUGCGCCGACUGGCCGCAGCCUCCCACGUCCUCUGGAAGCUGGACGAGCCUCAGUUCCGGCAGGAGACCCAGGGCGGCAAGCCGGGCAUCCUGAUGGGCACUCUGACAGCCAUCCAGGCUGCGGUGUACAGCCAGACGGCCGGCAUCGGCAACCUCACCGUGUGGAGUGCCAUGCUGCCCGACACCAUCUUCUACCACCGGAACGUGUGCUGGACCGGCCGGCAGCGGGCCGGCUUCCAGCAGACGCCGCUGUUCAAACAGUGCGGCGACAUGCACCACGUGGGCAGCCAGCUGAUCGAUCGGCACGUGACCCAGCUGGUCAACUGGCUGUGCCGCCACUCGGGGGAGCUCCCGCCCGGCCAUUGCUGCCGAUCCGAUUCGUAAUGCAGCCGCCCAUCCGGCUGUGCAUCGGUGACAUGUCUUUUCCCCAAUAUUCAUGGAGCAAGGUCAGGUGAGCACACUGGUAUGUG